GUUCUCACGUCGCGCAUUCGAAACCCGAAGACAGGUGCCGGCGCGCGCAUCGGCCAUAACAUCCUCGCCUGUUGCAUCGUUCGCUUGUCGAAUGACUGUUCCGUGCCCAGCAUAACAAUUGCUUACACAUAAUAAAACAUACCAUAUUCGGAUGGGACGUGCUGUGCGGUAAUGUUUGUUCCCAAACUUAGAUUCAGUGAGUUCUAGUGACAGUUCGGUGACGAUGCCGGGACACGCCGGGAGCCCGUAUUGGGCCGCUGUGGACUUUGAUAGCGAGGGUGAGGAGCAACAGGAGUCUCCGAACCACCGUGUGUACUUGGACCCUUGGGAUAAUGAAGCUUACGGGAUAAUUCAGGAUACGGACGCAAGUCCGGGGGAGAAUUUGCAUUCGUUCGCUGGCGAGCCAGUCAGUGCUAGUUUUUACUAUGUUCCGACUAAAAACUAUGACUCUGAGGAAGAAGCGCCGGCGCCCCCGCCGCCUAGGAGAAACGUGACACCACCAGAGAUCAUUCCAUGUGAAUAUGCUGUGUACGGGAGGAAGAUGUCCAGAGUAAUACCAGAAAUGAUAUACAAUGAGAGACCAAUGCGAGACCGACGAAGAUCCAUGUACAUCGAGGAGCCAGUGUACGCCCCCCACCCGAUGAUCUACGAGCCCCUUUACGGGCACGUGCUGCCCCCGGCCCCCGGCUACCUCCCCCCGCCACCGCGCUCCAGGAUGUCGCUGCCGCACCACCCCGAGUACAUGAUGGCAAACCUUGGGUAUGGGAAGCAUAGGAGACAUUCAAGGUUAACGGACGCCUACGAGCACUUCGCGAACGAGCGGCUGUCUCCAGAAUACGAGGACUGGGCGCGGCCCUUCCCCAAAACUGCGCCUGACAACUUCCACCUGUCUCGCUACGGGCAUCUGCAGAUCGACUACUCUUGCAGCUGGAACUCACUGGAUAGGCUCAUUAGGAACCAGUAAAUAAGUACUUCGUACCUUAGCUUCCUUACCGAGCCCUGAAAAAGAACAGUUGGCCCUAAAUACUAUUAAGCGAGGGCGCGAUCUUUUCACAAAACUACGGCUAACACUCAUGCUAUGGGCAUCUGUAGAUCGACUACUCUUGCAGUUGAAAUUCGCUUGAUAGGCUCAUUAGGAACCAGUAAAUAAGAAGUAUCGGUAGUUUAAAAAGCUUGCAAUUGAACGUUUAAUACUUAGGACAGAUGCACUUCCCGGCACGGUAUGUAAGUCAAGUGUAUGUAACUGGCGUCAGCCAAUAGGGAAUUAUGUCAAUAUGCAUGAUUUUUUUAUACGAUUCUACUAGUUAUUUACAUGACUAAAAAUACCUAAAUAUAACAAAUCCAAAAUAUAAACUAAGAAACUAGAAAAAAAAAAUUAAAACCGCUAUCAUUUACGGGCAAUUUGGCGCGCUGGAUCGAGCGUAAUCUGACGUCACACGUCUGAUCGUACACUACACUACACUACACACUACACGUAGUAAGAAUAUCGCUUUCGCAUUCGCACUUACAGACGUCAAGACGUCAUUAUUUUUUGAAAAUUUGUACAGGAAUUUAAAA
Molecule: messenger RNA, 1557 nt
Organism: Leguminivora glycinivorella
Lineage: Eukaryota; Metazoa; Arthropoda; Insecta; Lepidoptera; Tortricidae
Exons: 3
Coding region: 224-964 (246 amino acids)
Source: RefSeq, a predicted model, not a curated record